CAUUUCUAUUUCUAUUAAUACAUGCCAAAUAAUCCAGCUUCCUCCUCAAAUAUCUCUCUGUCUCUAUUUCUAUUUUAGUUUUUGAAGAAUCAACUUCCAUAAUAUUUCAGAGAAAACAGAAACUGAAAAUUAAGCCACACAAAUAUAAGCACCGACUUUGGAGGAUAAAGAUUGAUUUUCUAAUUUUUUGGAUAAAUUUUAUUUUUUGAAAAUUAAUUUUUUGAGAAAUCAAUCAAUCAGAAAGAGAGCUUGACGCCUGAGCGAAUCGGAUCGAAUCGUAUCUUUCUUCUUCUUCGAUGGACUCUGAGUUCUGGACCUCCCGACUCGCCGCCGCCAAACGCCAGUACACGUUACAGCACCAUCACCAGAGCUCCCACUUUGAUCGGUUAAGCAUCGAUGAUUUCGAGGUUGAAGACGAGGUCCGACCCGCCUUCCCGUGCCCGUAUUGUUACGAGGACUUCGACAUCGCGUCCUUGUGCUCGCACCUCGAAGACGAGCACUCUUGCGAAUCUAAAGUCACCGUUUGUCCCAUUUGCUCUGUUAAAGUUGCACAGGACAUGUUAAGUCAUAUCACACUGCAACAUGGACAUUUGUUCAAGUUGCAGAGGCGUCGCAGGUUACGGAGAGUUGCUAUUCCUAACAGUCAGGCACUGUCCCUCCUUGGCCGGGAUCUUCGUGAGGCUCAUCUUCAGGUGCUUCUAGGGAGUGGUGGAUAUCGAUCAGACAAUGCUAAUGUGUCUAAUGCCGCUACCGAUCCAUUCCUGUCAUCGCUUAUUUUGAAUUUCCCUGCAUCAGGAGCAGAUGAAAUUGCAAAAUCUGUGGUAACCACUGCUGAGGACAUUUCUGCAAAGAAUGUGGCGCCAGCACAUAUUUGGAAAUCAAGUAUGGUAGAUAAAAUCAUCAACCUUGGUCAUACAGAAUGGAGUAUACACUGGCAAACUUUUGUUUGGAUCGGUGUGGUCAGACCUCUCCAAGUUUUGAUCCUUCAUUGAGUUAUGAAGAGCGGGAGAAAAGGAUUCGACAAGCUACUGGAAGAGCUGGUUUUAUGCAAGAUCUGUUCCUCUCGACACUGUUAGGUGACUAAUGGAGACAGUAAGUUUGUUUCUAGAAAAAUAAAAAUGAGUUAUUCAAAAUCUUAUGAUGGGGGUUCUUGUUGGGUGGGAUUCUUCUAAUGGUUUGAUCUUCAAAAACAACCCAAUACACAAUACCUGCCUCAUAUGAGUAUUUCAGCAGCAGCAGUAUGAGUGCUUGAUUAAAAUAACCUGUCUUUUAUUAAGCACCUUUCCUUCAGAUUCAGAAUGUAAUGCAGUCUGAAGAAACAUUGAUUUCUUUAGUUUAUGGAGAACCUUAAUUUUAUGAUAGUUAGCUUGUACAUGAUAAACAAACGGGUGAAUGUGUAAGUUUCCAGCAUAGCAAAAGUCUCAAUUGGUUCCAGUUGAAGCAGAUUAAUUGAA
Molecule: messenger RNA, 1454 nt
Organism: Prunus avium (sweet cherry)
Lineage: Eukaryota; Viridiplantae; Streptophyta; Magnoliopsida; Rosales; Rosaceae
Product: protein DEHYDRATION-INDUCED 19
Source: RefSeq, a predicted model, not a curated record